CUACUCAACAUUAAAUGCAACCCCUGCCACCAAGGGAUAUUUUGCGGGUUUAAAGAGAGUUAAAAAAUCAGCAUUAUUGCAUUCAGAGCAAAGUACACUAGAAAGGAAGGUCAGUAUUAAAAGAAAAUUUAAGUCUGAUGACAGAGUCGGUGUCAGUUCGAAGAGGUAUCCUACAUGUAAAUCAUGCAGGAGUGUGCAGAACAUUUUAAUAAUACGUCCCACCUACUUUCGUGUAUCCACCGACCUUUGCAUCGAGUACUUACCAUUUCUUGAGGUGCCAUUUUGUUUCCGUGUUUUUAUCUGGGAGAUCUUGUUGUGUUGGUUGCUUUCGGGAUCUCCUUUUAUGGUUGAACGGGACAGUAAAACCUUUGACAUUUUGAUAUUGUGCUGACAGUUUUAACAGGGGCCUACAGCACAAAGGUCUAUUUCUGUUGCCAGGCAUCAAAGGAGGCCUGUUUGUUUAAUUAGGCCCACAUUUAGGCAGAUUACAAGCUACUUUGGUGGUAACAGAAAAACAUUCAUGGCUGGACAAUCUUGGUCAACUGAAAAUAUUCCGAAAAAGAUGAAAGGGUAUUUGGAAAUAGAGGAUGAUGAGCUGAAAUUCUUCACAAAGAGGUUUUUUGUUUUGAGAAGAAAGAAAGAAAUACUGGAAUAUUAUAGAGAGGAUCCUUUUGCUGAGCCAUCUGCACAAAAGGAUGGUUCUAUAAAUAUUAAAGACAUAACACAGGUUGCAGUUUCAACACAAAGACCAAAGAUACCUAAUUGUUUUGAAAUCAGUGUUCCUGCCAAAAAAUAUUACUUGUCUUCACAUUCAAGGGAAAAUAUGUUGGACUGGGUGAAUUCUUUACACGAAGCUGCUGUCAAUCCUAGAGAAAGAGUCAGGAGUGAAGGUGAUAAAGAUAAAAAAGAAGUUGCCCUAGAUGGUAGCAUUGGCUAUCAUACUUCUAUUAUUGGUGGUGUGGUUGUGAAAACGCCAAAGGAGGCCGAAAAGUCUCUACAAAAGCAAGGGGGGAUAAAACCACUAAUGGAAGGCUGGUGUUUCAAGCAAGGUGCUGUUAUGAAGUCUUGGAAACGAAGAUAUUUCACACUAAGCGUAGUAAAGCUUUGUUACUUCGAAAAUAAAGAGGAUAAAGAACCAAUUCGAUCGAUUCUGUCACAAGAUAUUCUAGGCGUGCGUGAAUCCCCAAGGUAUGCAGGAAGAGAGAAUGUUCUAGAAAUGGAAACACCAAAUAGAAAAUUUUAUAUUCAGAGUGACAAUAAAGAGGGUAUGGAGGCAUGGAAGAAGGCUAUUCACUCAGUACUAAAUCCAUCAGGUUCCAUUGGCCGACGAUGACCAUAUCCCCAUAUAUGGAAUGGGGUCAAAACUGAGUUUUUGAAUAUCCAAAUUCUUUACUGCGUGCAUCUGGUAAAUCGCAAAGAAUUUCACUGUUAACCUACAAACGAAGAUAUUCUUCAAGCGCGAAAAAAGGAAAUUCAAUAAGUAUCCUAGUUAAACAACAAUGUUUGAAUUUCCCAGUGUCUUCAAAGCUAUGUUUUAUAUUUCCAAGCUUCUAACGGAAUUGAACUUUUCUUUGUUCCACGAAAAUGUAUUUGAUUGCCGGACCAUAAAAUCUGCGCUGCGCCCUCUCUUGUAGAGCAGAGAUUUACGCACCUAUAGACUGUCGCUUUAUUAGCCCUUUCUAUUGGCGUUGGAAACCUUGUGUCGUUUUAUGGGGCCUCGUUUUUGUUAGCUUUAACUGCCUCGCUCUCCAUGCAGAAGAACCUAAUUUUACCUAAUUUGAGAUUGGUUUCCUGUGAGCUGUAACUAAAUCAAUCGAAAAUGGUAGCUGAGAUAGAGAAAUUCACAAUGAAUUCUUAACUAUUUUUUAUUUUCCCCAUCAUUAAGGGUACUGGGAAACUCCUAAGUCGCUAAUGACUCCUUUUGUUAUUGUUCUGAAUUGUCAAUUCUGUGCCAUGAUAUUCACAUUAGUGUCGCCUUUUACCUUGGAUUUUUAUAUAUGGGGUGAAAUAAAAAUCUUGUUUUGUUCGGUAACCAAAGGACUUCACAAAGGUGAAAGCGAUGAAAUCUGAUAAAAUCCGCAAUCUGCACCAGUCUUAAGUUCAGUCCCCUUUUGCCUUGAUGUUUGCCAAAUUUUCAUGCAGCUGCUCCUGUUUUUGCGCAUUCUUAUGUUAAGCGAAUAACUUGCUCUUGAAGCAACAAUGCCUGUCUGUUUUACUUUGUCUGCAUUCUGUAAUGCAUUAUGUAGUUGUAGUAAACUUAACAAGCCGUAGUAUAGAAGGACGGUAUAUUUGUAACUGUAGAUCAUUUAUUUUUUUAGAUUUUUAUAGUGGAUUUCCAUUUUACAAUGUCUAUUUACAGCUAUGAAA
Molecule: messenger RNA, 2367 nt
Organism: Rhopilema esculentum
Lineage: Eukaryota; Metazoa; Cnidaria; Scyphozoa; Rhizostomeae; Rhizostomatidae
Product: pleckstrin homology domain-containing family A member 1
Source: RefSeq, a predicted model, not a curated record